Propithecus coquereli (Coquerel's sifaka) is the source of this 2786-nucleotide messenger RNA. It is a transcript of the gene ARHGEF37, whose product is annotated as Rho guanine nucleotide exchange factor (GEF) 37. Gene Ontology annotation, cellular component: cytoplasm. The record is from RefSeq and is a predicted model, not a curated record. Bases 62 to 2089 code for a protein of 675 amino acids. Gene Ontology annotation, molecular function: guanyl-nucleotide exchange factor activity; protein binding. Lineage: Eukaryota; Metazoa; Chordata; Mammalia; Primates; Indriidae. The transcript has 13 exons.
CCCGGGCGGCCGAGCUGCGUGCGUGAGCGCCGGCAGGCACCUUGCGCGCGAACCCUCUGCCAUGGCCAAUCACGGGGCAGAUGAGCCGUCCUCCAGGUCGGGGAGUCCAGACAAGGAAGGCGGGGUCUCUGAGGACCGAUCACUGCUCCGUCAGAGACUGGCCGUCAAGGAGCUCAUCGACACCGAGGUCUCCUACUUGCACAUGCUCCAGCUCUGUGCCUCCGACAUCAGGAGCCGCCUCCAUCAGUUGCCGCAGGGAGAUGUGGACGUCCUAUUCUCAAACAUCGAUGAUAUCAUUGAGGUUAACGGCAGACUUCUGCAUGACUUGCAAGAGACAGCCUCCAAGGAAGAGGAACAAGUGUCCCUAAUUGGUAACUUAUUCCUGGAAUUCCAAGAGGAGUUGGAGCAGGUCUACAAGGUCUACUGUGUCAGCUACGAGCAGGCCUUGCUGCUGGUGGAGGCUUACCGGAAGGAGCCAGAGCUGCAGCGGGAGAUCCAGGGCAUCAUCGAGGCAGUGGUGCCACAAGCUGGAUCUUCAGGCCUCACUUUCUUACUGGUAACCCCUCUGCAGAGGAUUACCAAGUACCCAUUGCUGCUGCAGAAAAUCCUGGAGAACACACCCCCUGAUGCCAGUGCCCACCCCGUCCUUCAGAGGGCUACCUCUGCCCUCCAGGACGUGAACGUCAACAUUAACGAGUACAAGAUGCGCAAGGAAGUGGCCUCCAAAUACACCAGGGUGGAGCAUCUGAGCCUCCGGGAGCGGCUGGCCCGCAUCAACACGCACACCCUCUCCAAGAAGACCACCCGGCUGAGCCAGCUGCUGAAGCAGGAGGCGGGGCUGGUGCCCAGAACAGAAGACAAGGAAUUUGAUGAUUUAGAAGAGAAGUUCCAGUGGGUGUCUCUGUGUGUGACUGAGCUGAGGAGCAACGUGGCUGUGUACCUGGAUAAUCUGGAGGCUUUCCUCGGAUGCAGGCCACACGAAUGCAACCUGGACAUCCCCGGGGGGCCCGUGGUGCAGUAUUGCAACCUGGCCAGAGACCUUCAGCUCAGAGCCUUCCUGAAGUUUAAGCAGCGACUGGAGGGCCUGGUGUGGCGGCCGCUGUGCAGCCUGGCCAGAGCCCUCGUCGGCCCUCGGAACCUAAUCAAGAAGCGUCUGGACAAACUCCUGGACUUCGAGCGGGUGGAAGAGAAGCUGCUGGAGGUGGGCAGCGUGACCUACGAGGAGGAGGCCACCCGGCACACGUACCAGGCGCUCAACUCCCUGCUGGUGGCCGAGCUCCCACAGUUUAACCAGCUGGUCAUGCAGUGGCUGGGCCAGAUCCUGUGCACGUUCGUGGCCCUCCAGAGGGAUCUCGCAAAGCAGGUGCUGCAGAGGGCAGAGGGCAGCAUGGCCCAGCUGCCCCACCACCAUUUCUCCGAGCCGGCCUUCAGGAAGCUGGUGGAGGACGCCCUAGGCCAGACCAGUAACCAGCUCCGCUCCUUUCAAGAGACCUUCGAGAAAGUGCCGCCACCUCCCACCACGCAACCACUCCUUCCAGGGUCUGAGCGCCAGGUGCAGGCCCUCCUGAGCAGGUAUGGCCCCGGGAAGCUUUAUCAGGUGACAAGCAACAUCAGUGGGGCUGGGACUCUGGACCUGACACUGCCGCGGGGCCAAAUCGUGGCCCUUCUUCAAAACAAGGACACCAAAGGCAACAGCAGCCGCUGGCUGGUGGACACUGGGGGACAUCGGGGGUAUGUGUCAGCUGGGAAACUGCAGCCGUACCGCAUGGUCCCCAGUGAGGAGGAGCUCAGAGGGCAGGCGAGGCCACACGGGGACUCCCGACAUCUAACACCAGAGCCCACCUGGGCCCCAGUGCUCUCUGUCCCCACCAUGACCCAGGUGGUGGCAGCGUACGCCUUUGUGGCCAGAAGCAGCCAUGAAGUGAGCCUGCAGGCAGGCCAGCCCGUGACCGUCCUGGAGGCGCAGGACAAGAAGGGGAACCCGGAGUGGAGCCUGGUGGAAGUGAACGGACAGAGGGGAUACGUGCCUUCCGGCUUCCUGGCCAGGGCCCCAAGCCCAGCUCCGUGGGGCUGGAGUCUGCCGUCUUAGGGUGCCCUCCUUGGAGCCCACAUCGCCAAGGGAUUGGGGGGCUCAGAGACUGUGACCCUGGAGGGAAAAGAAGCAAAGAAAAGGUGGGGGUGGAAGGGAAGAGUGGGCCAGGUGGGCGAAGGGCACCCAGAAGGCAGCCAGAAAGGUGGGUGGGACUCGCAGAGCGCUUGGCGUAGGUGGGCACAGAAGGCUCCAGCCAGAACCACUCAUUAUGUCUGCGCAAAGAAGCCGUUCCAAGCUGGGGCUGCAACACCCUGGACAGCAGGCCACAGCUAUGGCCAGGGGUCCUGUGCCUCCCUCUGGGCCUGCCAUGGGAGCGUGAGCCGUGUGCUGUGUGGCUGCGGGGAGGGGCGCUGGUGAAGCCCAGCGCUGCCUGGGCGGGCAGUUCACGUCCUGCGUGUGGUGUCAGGAGAAGACCCCGGACUGACCAGUCAGCUUUGGUUUCUCCGUGCUGGGGGCCGAGUUACCGUGGGCAGUGAAGCACUGGCAGCCCUCUCACGCGGGGAAGCCAUGGGUACGUGCGACGCAGUGGAGAGAUUCCCAGGAGACUCCUGGCCGGGCCUGGGAAUGGGUGUGACCGAGUCACAGUUCUAGAAUAUGUGCAGGCAAAUUCAGAAGCUGUUCCAGGGAAGAGGGGAUUUUGACGGUGCGUUAGGGAAGGUGUGUGAGGCUGUUGGCUGUUUUCUCUGGACCAGGG